AUGUCGUCGUAUAAUAAGCACUCACAUUUUUCAGGAUACGACGAUACACCCUGUACCUGUCCGCCCUGCACCGCCAUCGUAGAGAAAGAUGACAGCCUGGAGAGCCGCAGUCGGCUUCGCGACGACGAUUUCUACACCGCCAACCCAGCAGGCAAAGUCUGUCUCCCGUCACAGACACAGCGCUACUAUCUCCGCAAAGCCUACAGUCUCGCACAAGGCGCCCUCUGGCAUGCGCUCCGAGACCACUGGCCGCGAGCACAACGGCAGUACUACCUCGAAGAGCCUGACCAAGUCCGCUUCGGGAACAGUGAGCUCGAGCACUGCUUUGGGAAUAGUUAUUGCCCCAGUCAGCAGAACGGAAUGUGCGGACUGCCACCAGCGAUCACACUUGCUACAAUCUAUAGUGUGAUUGAUUUGAGGAAUGCUGUUUGCCAUCCUACUCCAGGUGGUACGCAGCAUAUCGACCGGCUGAUGCAGCGUGCACAAGAUCUGACGGUGACGCUGCUCGAUGAGACUCGUGCUAUGCGAGUGCGGCGACUGCGUGAUGAUAUUCAGAAGGAUGCGACGCGAGGGCUCGAUGACAUUGCAGCGCUUGAACCGUUGAGCUGGCUGCCUGACACCACAUCUUGGGCACUGCAUCAUCAGAUCUACUUCCAGCAGAUCCUGACUGACCUAAAGCGUGGCGACAACUCCUUUGGUCCGAGUUCAGUCAAGCAUGACCCAGCUGCUGUUCGUGCAGCCAGAUCAUGGGGCAUGCGUUGUUCAUCACCCAGAGAGGACGAUUCCAGAUACGUGGCGGUCAUGGCCAAGAAAGCGGCGUAUGUGCGCGAGGCGUGUGAGGGGAGGCGUGCCAGUGUUUGUGCUAUGCUGGGUGCUCGUGAGCAGGCUGACGAUGUAGUGCCAGCGAAGCGCCCGCUGAUGUGCUGGCUUACUCAAGCUCUCCGACACUAUUUCAACCCAUCAGGGCUUGUCACCGGCACUGAACUGCUAAAGAUGCGCCUCGACACUCUAUCAGCCACCUCCCUGCUGCUAGGCAUAGGUCUCGCUGCUCCGCCCAGCGGUAACACAGGCGGAAGUUCGAAUACACCUGGCGGUAACCUACCCUUGAGACCAGCCGCAGGCUCCAGUAAGGCUGCGUCCAACGCAAAGCAGAUCAAGCUCGGCGACAUAUUUGACGUCCUCGUCGACAAUAGUAGAGACUCGUGCGCGAAGUAUUAUGAUCCCAAAGCGGAGCCAGGCAAGUCAGAGAAGCACCUGAAUCAAUACUGGGACCAGGUGUACACCUUCACUACCUCAGCCGAAGCGGCUGUCGAAGACAAGUACACGUCGAAUGCGGAGAAGCGGAAGCUGAUGCAGCUGUACUUUGGGAUCGAGAUGAGCGAGAAGGGCGUGGCGACUAAAGGUAUCGAAAGCUUGGCAUUCGGGAAAGUGCAAGGUGACAAGAAACCGCGCCUCGCCUGCGGCUCCAGCUUCCAGAUCUUCCAAGAAAGCAACGACCCCAUGAAAGACGAGAAUGGCGAAGACACCAAGCCAAACAUCUACCGCUUCAUGCAAGAUCAAGGCCUGCAAUGGCACGACUACUGGGUUCACUGGGACAAGCUGGACAAGUCCUACAACGUCAUGCCUCGCCGCGAGGACGAGAAAGAAGCGUGGGGCGGCGAUCCUGAUGCAGUCCCAUAUCCACCUGAUCCAGAUGACGAGACACUCUUCCACAUUUGCAACCAUCCAGAGGUAUCUGCCCAGACUCUUGGAGCAGGCGAUCCAUUACCGACAAGCGCCUCUGAGUGGCAGAAGCGUACUCAUCGCAAGCGCGGAUUGGUGAUCCUGUGCCCAGAAACCUUUCAGGCCAUGCCGGAUGCGGUCCCGCCGAUCACGAAGCAGAAGCUGGAUACUGGUGCUCAUGCUGUAGGGACGGAGUUGGCGACCAUGGGAACGAACGCCCUGGCGCUGUACCAUGAGCUCUUCCACUUGGUCAUGGAGGGUCAGGUCAUCUCAGACAAAGCGCGGCUGACUGAAGACUUUCCACCUUAUGGGGCGGAUGUUGACCAAAACAUGAGAUUGCCAAAGGGAUUUCCCGCCAAGAAAGACACCUUCAUCAGCCAGCCCGGCUCCGCGCUUGGUCCGAUACAGUGCGGCUACAUAGCUCUCUUCGACAAGGCAGAGCCACGAGCCGCAAAGUUGGAGGACUACUUUUCCACUAUGAGCCCAGAGCACUAUGCGCGGUUCGGGCUGACGAGUGCCAUGCAUGACCAUGACAAGAUGGACUGGUCCAGUGGCGUCACGCAGAAGGCGGGCGGUCCAUUUAAGGGAGUUUUCACCAGCAGGGACGACUACCGCAAGGACAUAUAUGUCCCGAUCAACACCUGCCAGCCACAGGAUGAUUCCGAAUAA
Messenger RNA from Fulvia fulva, 2391 nucleotides. RefSeq lists its product as uncharacterized. The record is from RefSeq and is a predicted model, not a curated record. Lineage: Eukaryota; Fungi; Ascomycota; Dothideomycetes; Mycosphaerellales; Mycosphaerellaceae. Bases 1 to 2391 code for a protein of 796 amino acids. The transcript is spliced from 5 exons.